AUGGAGACUCUCCUCUUAUUUCUGAAAAGCUAUCUUGAGCUGUUAGUGAGCUUCAGCUCAACUUUUAUUGAUAAUGAGUUCAACCACGCUGUUCACUUAGUUGUUAUCAGCGGGUUGGUGAUAAUGUUCGUGUACUCGGGCUACCGGGUACUGAAGUUGUUUUUCACAAAAGUCCUAAGAAAGAAGAACAUGGCAAAGUGUCGGGGUAGAGCCAAGAGGAGGCGGAAAGGUGGCACACACAGAGGUUCAAGGAUGAAAGAGAAAGAAGCAGAGGAGGGAAGGAAACUUCUUUAUAUCCUGAAAAGCUCUCUGAGCCAAUGUGAAGAUGUUACCAGCGUUCGUCAUCUCCUGUGCCCAGAUGCUCGUUGCAUCGUGUGUAACAGAGCAGCAGCCAAGGUCAGCCGGCUGCUGUCUCUGGGGUCCCUGCUAGAUGAUACAUCCUCUAAGCAUUACAUGACUUCCUCAACUUCCCCAGUUAACACAACAUUCACUGCACAAUCUGCUUACUCAGAAACCCAUCCAAGAGCAAGAACAUCAGUCUCUCUGCCCGUGCCCUCUGCACCUCCCCCCUCUACUAUCUCACUUAGCCGUUUUUCCUCUUUACCUGACAAACUGAUUGCAGAACCACUGGCUGACUCAGUACCACCAGAGCCUAUCCUUCCCGUGGCUGGUGAAUUCCCAGUGGCCCCUUCCCCACCCCAAACCCCUUCUCUUUCCCCUCCUGCACCACAACGCAGUCAGAAAUCCGAUCAUGGACUCGACCAGCAGACCUCUCUACCUGUAGUAAAUGGCCCUGAUGAGUUGUCAACUGAUAACCCACCAAUCAGUGAUAUUGACCACUCAAUGCCAGAAUCCAGGGAGCAGGUUCCUGUGAAAACAUCUAUGGACUUGUUCCCUUCCAAUCUGGAACAAGAUAGUGUCAAGCAAGAACUUCUUGCUCGCCAAUCUCCUGACAGAGAAAGUGUAUCUUACUUUGUAGAGCCCACUCACCUCUCAUUUGUUAGCCUUAAUGAUAUCACCCACUUGGAGAAACAAAUAAAACAGAAGGGUGAGUGCCUGAUGCAGAAGGAAAGGCAAAGUAAAAUGAAACCUUUCCCAAAACAAGUUAUGUCAGCCCACCAACUGGAUACUUCAGAGAAAAUAACAGAAUCAGGUGCUGCUGGAUAUAGACCAGCAGUCAGCCCAGACUACCAACUGCGUAUGCUAGAGUCAGAUGCUGACAAGCAUGACUCGGCAAUGAGUGCAAAACACCAACUAGAUACUUCAGUGAAAGUCCUAGAGUCAGAUGCUGACAAGCAUGACUCGGCAAUGAGUGCAGAACACCAACUAGAUACUUCAGUGAAAGUCCUAGAGUCAGAUGCUGACAAGCAUGACUCGGCAAUGAGUGCAAAACACCAACUAGAUACUUCAGUGAAAGUCCUAGAGUCAGAUGCUGACAAGCAUGACUCGGCAAUGAGUGCAGAACACCAACUAGAUACUUCAGUGAAAGUGCUAGAGUCAGAUGCUGACAAGCAUGACCUAGCAAUCAUGUCAGACCAACGACUAGAUACUUCAGCGAAGAUAUUAGAGUUAGAGGCUGAGAAGCCCGAGUCCGCCUUCCAUCUGGACCCCCAGCUGCGUCCUCCAGAGCCCAUGUUAGCAUCAGGCACUGAGGAGCACAGUGGAGCAGUCUCCCUGUAUUCUGGAGACAGCAAACGCGAACCAGCCGAGCUGCAUAUGCAUCAGCAGCCUCCAUCUUCUAAAACUUUUGAGAACCAGUCACCAAAAAAAUGUAUCCAACAUUUCUGGGGUAUGCCAACUCUACACAGCGAGUCCUUGUACCCCGUUAUCCAGGAUGCAGAUAACUGUCUUUCCACCUGGAUCACCUUCAAUGGAAUUGCCAAAUGCCCCAUAUCUGAAGGAUUUGUAAUAUCUUACCGUCCCAAACCUCGAGUCUUGCCUGAGACCCAACCUCAACUUUUACCUCAAACUCUCUCUCCAUCUCAGUCUGAACACAAACCUCCACCUUCAAUUCCAAUGUUACCAACAUCUCCUUUAGCCCAGAUGAGGAUCUGUGGAGUGUGUUUCCAUAGACCCCAAAUUGAGACACAGUCUCUCUUGCCCUCUGAAAUUCAUCGGCUGGAAUACAAUGUCUUGCAGAAAGAACAAGAGAAUUUGUGGGGUUUACCCCCUUUAGUCCAAAAAUCUAGGGAGUACUUUUGCCUCCCACCUCCCAAUCCUCCCCCUUUGAGCCAGUUCUACAAUAUCCACAAGGCAACCUCUAUUCUUCCUGGAAAUUACCCUCUGAGCCCUGAGCUUCGGAAGAAAUUAGAACAUCACCUUCGAAAGAGACUGAUCCAACACCGCUGGGGCUUACCCCGCAGGGUCAAUGAGUCCCUGACACUGUUUCGUCCUGUGAGAGAAUCAGCAGCUUCUGAAAUUUCGGAUUCAGAGAGCAGUCACGGUCACCGACAGAAAUGGGUCUCUUUGCUUAAGGAUCAGAGUACCAAAGACUUAAAGAGUUCUGAAUUCAGCCAGACUUCAUUUUCUUCUGAGUCUGGCUCAGAAAAGCGUCACUCAGCUAGAGUUAGGAAGAAGAAACAGAGGCACAGCCCAAAGAGCGGCCCUAGUGAUUCUCUCUUGGAGGAGUCCUCCGAUAACACUCUGUGGUUUGACUCCGAGGAAGAUCCAGAGAGCCAUAGAGCGAAUCUCUCAGAGAAUAUUUCAAGGGCCUCAGGGGUCAGUGUUCAUCAGAAACAGUUAGAAAAUGCACUGAAAGAGCACUUGAGUAAGAAACUGGAGGAAAUCAGGGAGGGCCGGAUCCCUGAGACCGUGAAUAGCUCAUGGCAUGCCAUCAAACAGGCACUGUCUGUUCCUGAAACAUCUCAAAGUAGUGUGAAGCAGACAGAUGCAGCACCAGGUGUAGCCAGAAGCAUUAGCCUAAACACUUCCCAGGUGAUAUAUUUCCUGGGCUCUGAAAAACAAAAGCUACUAGAAGAUCAUAUGAAUAGUUUUUGUAAAAGGAGCAAGUGGGGCUUUCCCUUUAGGGUCUUGGAGUCCAUGCAGAUCAGCAGUGGGAGAGAGGACUCCUCCCAGUCCUUAGGUCAUACGCACUGCUCCAUCUCGGAAAACUUGAUUUCUGCAGUGAGUCCACUUGGAACCUCUAAGUCAUUUGGCAGUUCUCCACCUUUUCAUGGACACAAGUUGAAGCCAAUAAGGUCCGUCCCUAAUCUGGAUCAACGCCUUCCACCUGCCUCCCUUGUGGGGAAGGACGGACAAGGGGAACAGAGGAAACAAUCCCUUAAGAAAAAACCAGAACUUGUAGAUGUUCAGAUGAAAGGUGGCAGGCAGACUCAGACAGACGAAGAAACGAGGAGGAAGACAGAGCAAGAUAACAGACCCUACUCAAAGCUGGUGUCUGCCAUUCGUGAUGGAUCUGGACCUGAACCUAAGAAAAAGGUAGUGGAUUCCAGCGACAAAGAAGAAAGGCAUCAGCUCUCCAAAACAAAGCCUUUAGAAUGCUUCCCAGACCAUAACAAGUCCAGAGAGAUAUUUAAGGCGAACGAACUGUUUGCACUUCGAUCAAAAUCUACCUGUGCCUUGGCAACCAGCACAUCCUUAGGGGCAGAUGUGAAAAUAAAACAAGAAGAAACUACUUUGAUUACUAAAAUUCCCACACCAACAAUUGCAGUUUCCCCAAACCCUAAAGUGACAGAUUUUAAAACCCAAUUGAUGAAUGAAUUAAAGUUGAAAUUGGAGAGUAGAGAUCAUAGCCAAUUUCAAGGCCAAUCUGCUGACAUGGCAGUGGCCUCAGAUAAUUCGACUCCCAAAUCUUUGCUAACCGCUGCCCAGAGUGUCCCCAGCAGGGACGUGGCAGCUUCUCAGAUUAUGCAUGUCCACUUGGACAACACAAAAGUCAACGUGGAACAGAAUCAGGAGCCCUGGGUUCCUAAAUUUGUCUUACAGAACUGCUGGGAUAAUACCACUACACCCAGUUCAAAGAAACAAAGUUCUUUGCCAGCUCAAACAGGAGAACUUGGUGAAGGAGAUGCAGGACUGGGGACAUCCCAACAAGGUAAGAAGAGCUCUUCUGUGCAGGACAAAGCAUGCAAGGAAAUGCAUGGGAGCAGAACUUCCCCAAGCCUCUCAGGGCAGAAUCAGCCUCCUCCAGAAAGUGUCUUUCAGAAACAUAUGAAGAAUUUUUUGCAAUGGUUUUGUCCUGGAAGCAGACCCAAAGGGAAAGGAUUUUUCCUUGGAAACGGGUCCUCUUCAUUGGCAUCGGUGCAGGCAAAAGUUAAAAGAGCUUCCCCGACUAGCAGCCCAAAAACUCCGGCAGUGACAAUCAACAAUGGCAAGGCGUUCGAGGUUAAAGUGGGUCAUAGCCACGGAGUCAGGGUGGCCUGUUCCCAAGCACCACUUUCCUCCCUACCAAAGUCCGUGAAAACUCAAAAGGCACAACCUAGCAUCCAGGCAGAGCCUGUCCAGGCACGUGCUUGCAAGCACAAAGCUGCUUCCUCUACACUGAACAAUACAGGCUCCUUCAGCCAAAAAGCUCCCAAUGCUGGCCAAAAUUAUCCCUCAAAAAAUAUACUGAUCAAAGUCAGAGAGGGACAUCUCCAGGAAAUUGUGGCAUUUAAGGAUCAGCCACCUUUUCAGAGGCACCCCCUCACCAUGCACCACGUAGAGAGUGUGCCCCAUGCAAGCCACUCCUGUAGGCAUCACAUUAACCACAUGUCUGUGUUGGGAGAUCCAGAUCAACUCUGCAAACACAAAAUGUUCUGUCAGCACUUCCAGGCAGGGAGAUUCCCUCCUCCCAAAUAA
Messenger RNA from Ochotona curzoniae (black-lipped pika), 4800 nucleotides. RefSeq names its product spermatogenesis-associated protein 31D4-like. The coding region runs from base 1 to 4800 and encodes 1599 amino acids. The record is from RefSeq and is a predicted model, not a curated record. Lineage: Eukaryota; Metazoa; Chordata; Mammalia; Lagomorpha; Ochotonidae. The transcript is spliced from 4 exons.